Trichechus manatus latirostris (Florida manatee) is the source of this 1353-nucleotide messenger RNA. Its product is annotated as NAD(P) transhydrogenase, mitochondrial-like. Gene Ontology annotation, molecular function: NADP binding. The annotation marks the transcript as partial. Gene Ontology annotation, cellular component: mitochondrial inner membrane. NCBI's taxonomy places the organism in Eukaryota, Metazoa, Chordata, Mammalia, Sirenia, Trichechidae. The transcript is spliced from 3 exons. The record is from RefSeq and is a predicted model, not a curated record. Gene Ontology annotation, biological process: NADPH regeneration.
ACUGCCAACCUCACAAGUUUGUUUUCUUCUUCUUCUGGUUAAGGUUUUUGGAUUGUUCUAUACUGGGAAUGUGAGCCCCCAUUUAACAUAUUUUGGCUUGAAAAAUACUGAUGUUUUCAGUUUUACCUUAUAUGUAAGAAUUAGUGAACUUCUUAAAACAACAACUUGAAACAUGAGGAGAAUAUGCACCAUGAAAGCAGGGACCUUUUCUGUUUAUCUGCUAUUGUAUUUCCAGCAUUAGGCAUAAGGCCUGGCCCACCAGAGGCACAGAAUAAAUAGUUGUUGAGUGGGUAACAAAGGUAUAGGAGUGAUUUCUAACCCUUUUGGAGUUGUGGUAUCUCGUUUUUAUUUCAUGGUACUUUCCUGUCUUUCUACUUGAAGUUAUCUUGUGUUCAAUGAAGGUAGAUUAAUAUAAAGUUUUGGAAAAUUCGGUGACAUUUGUGAAGAUGAUUGGAAAUACUCUAUUUUGUAAUUCAUAAAUUACUAUUGAAUAUACCCUUGACAUGUGUGACCUUUAUGCAUUGUCAGAUUUGGUAGAACAUAAUUUCCUUAAUAUUUUAUUAUGAUGCAUCUUUUUAAACAAAGAUGUGAAUGUUUAUCUCUUUGUGGGUGGUACUGGUUGUAUGACCAGUUGGGAAGAGCAGUGGUGAGAUGCCAAUGCUCGCCAGCUGAGUGGUUCCCUCCUGCACACUGGCUUUGCAGUGCACACUCAUCACAUUGAUUCCUUAGGAGAAUGACCCAUCUCACUUAUGCUGUGGACUUUAUGGGUCUCUUGGAAAGAGUUAAAAUUUCAGAUGUUACAUUUCUGGAUGCCCAGAGACUACUGUAAUAAUUGGAAGAAUAUAGGACUUUAAAAAAUUAUAAUAUUAUUUGUACUGUUUUCUUUGGUUUUUAUUAGGUAAAAAGGCUCCAGUUUUAUUUCGUAAAGAGAUGAUUGAGUCAAUGAAGGAAGGUUCAGUUGUUGUGGAUUUAGCUGCUGAGGCUGGCGGAAACUUUGAAACCACUAAGCCGGGAGAACUUUAUGUUCACAAGGGAAUUACUCACAUAGGCUACACGGAUCUUCCCAGUCGAAUGGCCACUCAGGCCAGCACCCUAUAUUCCAACAACAUCACCAAACUCCUGAAGGCCAUCAGCCCUGACAAAGAUCAUUUCUAUUUUGAAGUGAAAGAUGACAUUGACUUUGGUACGAUGGGUCAUGUCAUCAGAGGAACUGUAGUGAUGAAGGAUGGCAAAGUGAUUUUCCCAGCUCCUACGCCGAAGAAUAUUCUUCAAGGUUCCCCAGUAAAACAGAAGACAGUGGCUGAGCUGGAAGCUGAAAAAGCAGCUACUAUUACUCCCUUCAGGAAAACAAUG